UGCGUCGCCGGCGAACCAUGAUCCGGAACGGGCACGGGGCUGUGGGCGCCGCGGACCCGCCGGAGUCAGCUGGCCGGCGCGCAGUACGAGUGUGGUGCGACGGCUGUUAUGAUAUGGUACAUUAUGGCCACUCAAACCAGCUGCGGCAGGCUCGGGCCAUGGGCGACUACCUCAUCGUGGGUGUGCACACAGACGAGGAGAUCUCCAAGCACAAGGGCCCACCCGUGUUCACCCAGGAGGAGAGGUACAAGAUGGUGCAGGCCAUCAAGUGGGUGGACGAAGUGGUACCCUCAGCCCCCUACGUCACCACUCUGGAGACACUGGACAAGUACAACUGUGACUUCUGCGUCCACGGCAAUGACAUCACACUGACGGUGGAUGGCCGAGACACCUACGAGGAGGUCAAGCAGGCCGGGCGGUACAGAGAGUGCAAGCGGACCCAGGGCGUUUCCACCACCGACCUCGUCGGCCGGAUGCUGCUGGUGACCAAGGCCCACCACAGCAGCCAGGAGAUGUUUUCUGAGUACCGGGAAUACGCAGAUAGCUUUGGCAAGCCCCCUCACCUGACACUCAUCUGGGAAACCCUGUCCUCAGAAGUCUGCCUGCAGUGUCCAGGCGGCCGGAACCCGUGGACAGGGGUGUCCCAGUUCCUGCAGACCUCCCAGAAGAUCAUCCAGUUUGCGUCUGGGAAGGAGCCGCAGCCCGGGGAGACCGUCAUCUACGUGGCUGGGGCCUUCGACCUCUUCCACAUCGGCCACGUGGACUUCCUGGAGAAAGUGCACGGGCUGGUGGGGCGGCCUUAUGUCAUCGCUGGCCUGCAUUUCGACCAGGAGGUCAACCACUACAAGGGGAAGAACUACCCCAUCAUGAACCUGCAUGAGCGGACCCUCAGCGUGCUGGCCUGCCGGUAUGUGUCCGAAGUGGUGAUUGGGGCCCCUUAUGCAGUCACUGCUGAGCUCCUGGACCACUUCAAGGUGGACCUGGUAUGUCAUGGCAAGACAGAGAUUGUGCCUGAUAAGGAUGGCUCAGACCCCUACCAGGAGCCCAAACAGAGGGGCAUCUUCUGCCAGGUGGACAGCGGCAGUGACCUGACCACCGACCUCAUUGUGCAGAGGAUCAUCAAGAACAGGCUGGAGUACGAAGCGCGGAACGAGAAGAAAGAGGCCAAGGAGCUGGCCUUCCUGGAGGCCGCACGCAGGCAGGAGAGGGACUGUGACCUCUGACCAUCAGGUUGCCGCCCCUGACCUGCUUCCUGUGGCUUAGAUCUACCUCCCCAGCCCCCUCCCGCACCAGCUCUGCAGCGCCCAGGGCAGUCUUCCUCACUUGCCUGCUCCCCGUGCUGUUGGAGGGCUGCUGCCUAGCUGAGUUGUGAACACAGGGAGUGGAAGCCCAAGUGGGAGCGGGCGCUUAGACCAAGUGCUGCUCCUGAAUCCGUGGAGGCCCAGCCCCUGCUCAGCUUGGUCCUCAGAGGCUCUGCAGGGCUGUUCCCACGAGACCGGUCUGUGCUGCACCACCCAUGUGUGUGUGUGGGGGGUGUUUGGAGCUCCAGCGAGUGGGAGGGGGUGCUCCAGGAAGAGCCGCCCCUCCUUUCCUGUGGGCCCACCCUGCCCCCUGCUUUCCUCCCGAGGCCCCACUGCUCUGGGACUGUCCCAUCCUGUGUUGUACCCACAUGCUGCUGUUGGUCUGUGGGGCAGCUGAAUAAACCAUGGGAAGCUCUGCCCCGA
This is a messenger RNA of Echinops telfairi (small Madagascar hedgehog), 1724 nucleotides long. It is a transcript of the gene PCYT2, whose product is annotated as phosphate cytidylyltransferase 2, ethanolamine. Gene Ontology annotation, biological process: phosphatidylethanolamine biosynthetic process. Gene Ontology annotation, molecular function: ethanolamine-phosphate cytidylyltransferase activity. The transcript is spliced from 14 exons. The coding region runs from base 18 to 1223 and encodes 401 amino acids. The record is from RefSeq and is a predicted model, not a curated record. Lineage: Eukaryota; Metazoa; Chordata; Mammalia; Afrosoricida; Tenrecidae. Gene Ontology annotation, cellular component: cytoplasm.